AUGAAGGCCUUUGUGGAGUUAGGAGGGCUGCUGCUGCUUCUUGUUUCCUUGAUUUGGACGUGUUCUGGGCAAGAGCCAGUAUUGGUGGAAUGCAUCCACUUUAAUUUUCGUGCUACAGUUAAAAGGGCAUUAUUUCAUAGAGAUGAAUUAGUAGGCCCUGAUGAAUUAUAUCUGGGGACUGGCUGUCCGGCAAUUUACAUGCGACCAUAUGAACUUGAAUUUGAUUAUCCUGUGGCUCUCUGUGGAAUUGCAAAAAAGGUGUUCUCUGAUGGAGUUGUAAUUCAUUCCUGGCUUACCUAUAUGUCAAGGAAUCGAUUAACUUUUGCUGAACUUCAAUUGGAAUGUAUGGUUCCCAGAUUUUACUUUUGUCAAGAUGUCACCCUCAUUUUAGAUUUAGAAGCCAUGUUACCAUCGGAGGACUCUGAACUGCAGGCUCUGUGA
Choloepus didactylus (southern two-toed sloth) is the source of this 441-nucleotide messenger RNA. RefSeq names its product oocyte-secreted protein 3-like. The coding region runs from base 1 to 441 and encodes 146 amino acids. Lineage: Eukaryota; Metazoa; Chordata; Mammalia; Pilosa; Megalonychidae. The transcript has 4 exons. The record is from RefSeq and is a predicted model, not a curated record.